Colletotrichum orchidophilum is the source of this 1140-nucleotide messenger RNA. RefSeq names its product glycosyl hydrolase family 16. Gene Ontology annotation, molecular function: hydrolase activity, hydrolyzing O-glycosyl compounds; glycosyltransferase activity. Bases 1 to 1140 code for a protein of 379 amino acids. Gene Ontology annotation, cellular component: fungal-type cell wall. The record is from RefSeq and is a predicted model, not a curated record. The transcript is spliced from 2 exons. Lineage: Eukaryota; Fungi; Ascomycota; Sordariomycetes; Glomerellales; Glomerellaceae. Gene Ontology annotation, biological process: fungal-type cell wall organization; carbohydrate metabolic process.
AUGGCGUUGUCUUUCAUUCGUCAAGCGUCGCUCGUUGCGCUUCUCGCUUCCACAACUUUGGCUCAAACUUUUACCGAUUGCGACCCUACUAAGAAAACUUGCCCCGCCGACAAGGGUCUGGCAAAGAGCAUCUACGAGGUCGACUUCACCAAGGGCGCAGACAAUGAUGCCUGGGCCGUCACCGCCGGCAACAUCACCUACGGCUCCGAUGGCGCCGAGUUCACCCUGAAGAAGAAGGGUGAUGCCCCCACCAUUGAGACGUCAUGGUACUUCUUCUUCGGCCGCGCCGAGGUCAUCAUGAAGGCCGCCCCCGGAACCGGUAUCGUCAGCAGUGUUGUUAUCGAGUCCGACGACUUGGACGAGGUUGACUGGGAAUGGCUUGGCGGUCAGGAUGCCCAAGUGCAAACCAACUACUUUGGCAAGGGUAACACCACCAGCUACGACCGCGGCGCGUUCCACACCAUCGCCGCGACCCAGACCGAGUACCACAACUACACCAUCGACUGGACCAAGGAGGCCGUUACCUGGUACAUCAACAGCAACCUCGUCCGCACGCUCAACUACGCCGACGCCGUCGGCGGCAAGAACUUCCCCCAGACCCCGGCCCGCCUGAGACUCGGCAUCUGGGCCGGCGGCGACCCGGACAACAGCCCCGGCACCAUCACCUGGGCCGGCGGCGCGACCGACUACUCCAAGGCGCCCUUCACCAUGACUGUCCAAAAGGUCUCCAUCACCAACGCGAACCCCGGUGGCUCCUACACCUACAGCGACAAGACGGGCGACUGGUCGAGCAUCAAGAUCGGCGCCGCCACCGACGACAGCACCAACGCCGGUCAGAACGACACCACUUCAGGUAACACCUCCGAACCCUCCUCCGGGAGCUCCGCCGCGUCAGCGACGCCUUCCUCUGGUUCCCCCGUGCCCUCGGACGCCCCGCUGAAAAACUCCACCGCGACAGACACCACGAUCCGUCCGACGGGCACUCCCACGGCCACCCACUCCGGCUCCGCCGCCAGCGCCACCGCCUCCACCGGCACCUCCACCGGCACCAACGCUGCCUCUGGAAAGCUGUUGACUGGCGCGACUGUUGGCACUGGCUUGUUUGGAUUUGUUCUCGUCGCGAUGGCUGGUCUGUUUUAG